This is a messenger RNA of Patella vulgata (common limpet), 1044 nucleotides long. Its product is annotated as muscle LIM protein Mlp84B. Lineage: Eukaryota; Metazoa; Mollusca; Gastropoda; Patellidae. Gene Ontology annotation, molecular function: structural constituent of muscle; actinin binding. The coding region runs from base 172 to 714 and encodes 180 amino acids. Gene Ontology annotation, biological process: muscle tissue development; sarcomere organization. The record is from RefSeq and is a predicted model, not a curated record. Gene Ontology annotation, cellular component: nucleus; cytoplasm; Z disc. The transcript is spliced from 6 exons.
UGGCGAAAUUUGCAAUACAAAUCGAUCCGUGUGCAAAAUGUAUUGCCUUAAUGAAGGGUCGUGUGAAAAAUCAGAAAGGUAUCUAAGGGUGCUGUGGUUUAGUUUUCAAUCCUAAUUUUCCCGUUAGUACUAUUAGGACCAAAGUUUUAGUUAAGAAUCCAUUUAGAAACCAUGCCUUUUAAACCACCAGAGAGGGCCAUGUGCCCAAAAUGUAACAAAGCCGUCUACGCCGCUGAAGAAAGAUUAGGAGGCGGUUACAAAUGGCACAAGGGAUGUUUUAAAUGCAAUAUGUGUAAUAAAAUGUUAGACAGUACGAAUUGUGCUGAACACGCAGCGGCUCUAUAUUGUAAGAACUGUCAUGGUAGAAAAUUCGGUCCUAAAGGUUACGGUUUUGGUGGUGGUGCUGGAGCUCUCAGUAUGGACACUGGUGAACAGUUCGGCAACAAGGAUGCUGAAAUGAGUAACCGACCAACGCAAGCUGUACAUGGAAGUGGUUCUGCAAAAACUGGACCUGGACCCCAUUGUCCACGAUGUGGUCGAACUGUUUAUGAUGCUGAGCGAGCUAUCGGAUCAGCCACACCAUGGCAUAAAUCUUGUUUCAACUGUAAUAAAUGCCAUAAAUCCAUUGAUUCUACAACCAUGAAUGAAUAUGAAGGAGAAUUAUAUUGUAAAAACUGUUAUGUAAAAGAUUUCGGACCAGUCGGCAUCUUAUAAACUGUCUAAUUUUAAAUUUGCAAAUAAAAGUAAUUUAUGUAAUAAUGUACUUACUUUAACCUGGUCGUACUAAAGUCACUUCACUAAAUAAAUUCAUACGUUACCUAUUAAUAUUAUUCAUUGUAUUUAUUGAUAACCCGUCGUGUACAUUGUUAGAGGAUAGUUAUAGUAGAGUUAUCUCCCUUACACCAGGCGGCAUCAAACUUUAACCUAUUAUCUAUACAGACAUGGGUUCCACUUUGUAAUAUACAGGCCAUAUUGGCUUACUGCUUAUAUAGGUAAACUUCUUAAAUAUAUAUUGUAUUGCAAUAAACACUUUUGUACUAAAAA